Messenger RNA from Lingula anatina, 2138 nucleotides. RefSeq lists its product as uncharacterized. Gene Ontology annotation, molecular function: oxidoreductase activity, acting on paired donors, with oxidation of a pair of donors resulting in the reduction of molecular oxygen to two molecules of water; heme binding. Lineage: Eukaryota; Metazoa; Brachiopoda; Lingulata; Lingulida; Lingulidae. Gene Ontology annotation, cellular component: membrane. The record is from RefSeq and is a predicted model, not a curated record. Gene Ontology annotation, biological process: lipid metabolic process.
CAUAGGUAGAUGUUGUCGUCGUUGUCGUUGCGUAAUGCGAGGUGGUUUGGGCGACACCGGCUUUUGUGGUGUUUCCAUGUGCGGUUACUGAUUACUCCCAAGGCGGUCGGGUCAAGCUAAAGUUGUAUCAACGAAGAGUUUAGGUACUAGUAGGGUCGGUUACUUUCGUUUCGCCACAGAACCUCGUGUAUAUUUCACCGAAGUGAUAUUUUGGAAUGCGGAUGGGCUACUGUUAAAUACUUAUUGCACUUUGAAUUAAAGCCUAACUGUGGUUAAGAAACAAUUUAAACGAAGUUAAAGCGGUACGUGCGAGUCACAGAGUAUAAGGCCUUAUGCUAAGAUUUACCAUGACUUUACAAGAGCAGGAAAUGUCUUCCUCCACGUCUGCAGAGGUGGCAGACAACAAACCACGCUCACGAUCUCAACGUACAAUAUCAGUGGGUGAAAACAACAAUCAGGUCAACCGUAAAGCCUCGACUCACCAAGACCAAGGUGAAAGAAAACUUAUUGGCAUCGAUGGGAAAUGGUAUGACAUCACCACAUUCAUCCCCCAUCAUCCAGGUGGGGAUAUUAUCAAACAUUUCAUUGGCCGAGAUGCCACAGCAGUGUUUCAUAGUUUUCAUGAAAGGGACGUCUUGAAGCACAGAAAGCCAGUAGGAGAUUUCGAGCUAGACGAGGACCCAGCAACAGAAGCAUUCCGCCAGCUGCAAAAAUUUUUUAUUGAAAAUGGAUAUUUUGAAACCAGCAUGUUGUGGUACGCGGGUAAAUUCGCCAUUACUUUCUGUCUCCUGGCAUUGUCCUUUCUCUGCGUGAUAGCCAGCGAAAAGUGGUAUGUACACUACCUAGGGGCCUUUUUUCUUGCCUCUUUUUGGCAUCAGUGUGGAUUUUUCAUGCACGAUUUUAUGCAUACCCAGGGUUUCCAUAAGGCCAAGAUUGACCGCUGGCUUGGAACUUUCUUCGGUACCGUGUGUCUUGGGGUGUCGGGGAGCUGGUGGCGAGAGGAGCACUUUAGCCACCACGCACUGACCAAUACAGUCAACCCAGAGACCAAAUGGAGUGACCCUCAGGCUCACGAGGCGAUAUUUGCUCAAAAUGAACGCCUUUUCCCAUUACACAACAGCCUCUUCGAAUACUAUGCAAUCAAAGUCCAGCACAUCACUUUCUUACCCACGUGCAUUUUGUUUGGCCGCGUGGCUAUCAUUCUGGACAGUUUCCGCGAAGAGAAAAACGUGAGGGAAUGGGUGGCUUUUGUGAUCCACUGGACAUGGAUAUGUCUAUUGCUCUCGUUUCUACCUUCAUGGUAUGAAUGCCUUGUGUUUUACAGCAUGGCAGCUAUUUUCGAAGGCGUCCUCCACAUCCAACUGCUUAUAAGUCACUAUUGCAAACCAUUUUACCUCGAAAAUGACAUAUGUACAACACAAAACUGGUACCGCAUGCAAGUGAUCUCCAACAUCAACAUCGUCAAUCCUGUUUGGAUGGACUGGUUUCAUGGCGGUCUCAACUUCCACAUCGAGCAUCAUCUCUUUCCCUUGAUGCCCAGACACAAUUAUCGCAAGGCCAACAAACACGUGAAACAUGUCUGCAAAGAGCUGGGAAUUACGUUUGACGAAUGCACGUGGUCGGAAGCUGUGAUAAGAACCAUCCAGCAUCUGAAGAAGAUGUCCACUCAUUUCAGUUUGAACCCAAAUUAAAAAAGAUUUAGUAGAAUUUUUUUAUUAAAAAAAUUUCAUGAAGUUAUUAUGUAGAAUUGUUUUUUACUGUUUCAUUAUUUUGUGAUGCAUUGUACUUGCUACAUUUUGUGCAACCAGGGAUUUUGCAAGAAUAGAAGUAUUUUGGUCAAACCCCAAACCUAUAUGCAUGUUAGCUAUAAGCAUUAUAGUUGUCUUCUACAAUCAACAGUAGUAAGUUACAGUAUAAUUUUGUAAUGAUAUUACUAGUCAGUAAUAGCCAUGCAUGUUUUUAACAUGUACCUGGUCAUGCAGCAUAUUUGAGGCCAUUCAGAAUAAAAAAUCCGAGGAUCUUCUGAUCCAUUGAUCAAAUAGGGCAGACCCUACAUGAAAGAAUCCGCUGAUGGUCUUACUGCUUCCACAAGUGCUGUCCUUGCAGGAGUCUAGCAAUUAAACCCUGGAGCCUUGAUU